AUGUCACAUACCGCCUUCUUCUACGGCACCUUGAUGGCGCCGCCCGUCCUCCACCGCGUGAUAUGGGGCUCACAAACCCCUCCUACACAAGCACAUGCCUCGCUCCUCCACAUACGCCCAGCUAUCCUCCACGCACACCGACGACACAAAGUAAAGCAAGCAGACUACCCAGCCAUCCUCCCUGUCGAUACCUCCUCAUCUGUGCGCGGAACACUUGUAAAGGGCCUUACAGACGGCGACAUCUGGCGACUAGAUAUCUUCGAAGGCUCAGAAUACCAGCGUCGGAAAGUAAAAGUCAAGGUCCUGCAACCAAAAGAUGACGGCACCAGUACGGAAGAAGGCAUGGGCGACCUAUCACAAAAAGAAGAAGAUAAUGUAGAAGGCGAAGAGGUCGAAGCGGAAACAUACAUCUGGGCAGCGGGCGCGCACAGACUUGAGGCCGAGGAAUGGGACUUUGCAGAGUUCGUCAGGGAUAAGAUGAAGCGCUGGGUGGGUAGAGAAGCAGCUGAGACCGAUGAAGGGUUCCAGGAAGUCGAUGAUGCAGUUGCAGCGCUCGAUGACCCUACAGGCGGACGCGGCGCGAACGGAACUAUUUCACGGCAACUGAACGGAGGAGGUAAGAAGGAGGACAAGAUUCUCGAAAGUGCAGUAUAA
Molecule: messenger RNA, 654 nt
Organism: Alternaria rosae
Lineage: Eukaryota; Fungi; Ascomycota; Dothideomycetes; Pleosporales; Pleosporaceae
Product: AIG2-like family-domain-containing protein
Exons: 2
Coding region: 1-654 (217 amino acids)
Source: RefSeq, a predicted model, not a curated record